Paramormyrops kingsleyae is the source of this 2489-nucleotide messenger RNA. RefSeq names its product bora aurora kinase A activator (gene bora). Gene Ontology annotation, molecular function: protein kinase binding. Lineage: Eukaryota; Metazoa; Chordata; Actinopteri; Osteoglossiformes; Mormyridae. Gene Ontology annotation, cellular component: cytoplasm; nucleus. Gene Ontology annotation, biological process: regulation of mitotic spindle organization; regulation of mitotic nuclear division; activation of protein kinase activity. The record is from RefSeq and is a predicted model, not a curated record.
UGCGCAUUUCCGCGUGAUUACUAUUGGUCAGCUGACACUGAGGGAAAAUUAAAACGGACGUUAAGACACUCUCAGGGCAACAUUUGUUUUUUCAUUGCUGCUAUUUAGGUUCCACGGUUGAGGGGAGAUGGGAGAUGUACCUGAGGUUCAAGUCACGCCCGAAACACCCGGACGACCAGUAAUUCACAACCCUUUUGAAAGCCCUAAUGAUUACCAUCGUCUGCUUGAGCCCGUUGUUGCCAGUCCCUCAAUGUUUAAGUCUUCAAAAUGUCCAUCAGCCACACCUGCCAAGUUUAAAUGGUCCAUAGAUGAAAUGGCAAGUUUGCUGCCUGUUGAAAUUGAUCCUGAAGACAUUCAACGUCAAUCCCUGUUCUUAAGUCGAACCAGGACUGAUAAAGUGAUUGAGGAAAAAAGACAAUAUGCGAUCGAGCAGUUUUUCACAAAGAAAACAAUCGUUCCCUCACCUUGGAGUGAAGUAGAAGAUAAGGGGCCAUCACAGAUGCAGUAUGAAAUCAAUUCAAUUUCCCCAAGGAUUUCUGAAGAAAAUUGUCCUGAGGGGAAAUGCAAUGCUACCUGCCAAACUGUACUAUCUUUACCUGUUGAUUUCAAUCUUCAAAGAAUAUUAGGAGAUCACUACAAAAUGGAAGAGGUUUCAGAGCAAGCUCAGGAGAGCUUAAGUUCUUCUUCCCUGCGACGAAAGCUCUUUCUUGAUGGGAAUGGGAGUGGAUCAGAGUCAUCUGCACCCUCCAGUCCAGAGCAAAGCCCCCAAAACAGAUUUCAUGGAAAAAGUGGCCCAUUGGGUUCUGUUAAUGUCUCGCCGCUGCACUGUGGAGUCGCAGCCUUAACACCAUCAUCUGGGCAGUUCUCAUCAAGUCCAAUCAAAGGCAGGUGCAGAAAUUACAGCUUGGGCAGUGUGACCAGUCCUACGCUUCCUGAAAAUUCAUCCCCUAGUUUUAAGUCUCCCAUGUUGUCCCCCAUUGUUCUCCAGUAUGUGAAAACUCCAUUGUCGGGUGAGAGGAAGAAGUUAAGCUUCACAACCCCAGACAGAAUUGCUCUGGGAAGCCCCAACACUAAUAAUUGUACCGUGAGUCCUUUUGUUGAGGGAUGCUCUCCCAUUAAAAGCUGUUCUCCAGUUCAACGCCGAGGCGGUGCCUGGGUGCGGCCUCAAUACAGGACCUCCCCAUUACAGAUGUCACCUACUGUUGAUAAGGAAUGCAUUCACCCUGACUGCACUUUGCCCACAACUGAGCUAGAUCUGAGCUCAGCCCCUAUGCCCUCCCACUCAGGAAGAUAUAAAGCAGCCUUGCAUGACAUAAUUGAACUUGAUGACAGUAAUGUAGCAGUCCCAAAACUAAUGCAAGUGGAAAAAGGGGAUAAUAACUCAGUGAAUAUGGAGGGACCUGCUGAAAAUCAGGAAGAUUAUAGCGCCUGGUCAAGGGACGAGGUGGACAGCAGCCCUAUGCGGUUAACCAGCUCUAGGACGGGAAGCAUGACUAACAUGGAGAACUCUAAUAUGUUUGUCUCCAUGUUGGCUGAAGGGAGCACCAUGCCCUAUGACAGCAGUAUUCAGGUGGACAGCGGUUACAAUACAUAUUCAGUUGCUCCAAACAGCAUAACGGAUGGGGGUAGUUCUGACAGUCAGACAAAGGAAUCACCCGAUGCACAUGUAUCAGAAGAAGCUGUUUUAUUCACUAAAAAGUCAAAGGUAAUGAGCUGCCAUUUCAUGCAGUUUGAUCUUUCUCAUAAUGCAUCAUCACACUGAGGUGCCAUUCGAUGUAUGUGCCACAGCCAUUAAACUUAAAUCUUCCAUUGAAACCACAAAUUCACAAUUGUGGUAUCUUUAUUUUGACAGAUGUUUAAUGUGCACCACUGAUAAUGAAGUCGAAGCUGCCCACAUCACGUCCGGGUUGUUGCUCGACAUGAAAUCACAGACUGACUUUAAUGACACUCAUGCAAAUGUGAAUUACUAUGACUUGUAUAGUGUUCCUUAUUUGCACAAGCUUGUUCUCCUCCAAACUUACUGGUAGUGGUGGGAAAAUGAGAUUUGGUCCCUUGAAUAGUCACUAGCCCACCUCCCAGUACCUGCUUGAUUGUGAUUGCCAAGAAUCUCACCCAAUGUUUGUUUCAAUUAUUCCAUCUGUAUGGAUGUGAUUUAAAGAUUUUUUUUAUUUUUAAUUAUGAACCUGUUGUUCAAUGAAAUUACGAUUCCAGUUAAAAACUUGAAUUCUUUACUAAGAAUCUAAUUUGUACAUUUUUAAAUGCUCCUGUUCUUGGACCACUAAUUACAACAUAUAUAUUUUAAUCAGUGUCAUUUUAUUAAAUCGAAUGAAAUAAAGCAUUCUGACACUGGAGAAACACUGUGAAACGUCACUUUUGUCCUCCCCUUUUGGUAAAAAUCUUUUCAACAGUUUCGUAACAAUCGAAAUGUAUUCAGUAUGUACAUUUGUUACUGCUACACUUACCGCUAUCGAAUAAAUGUUUUACGGUUA